This is a messenger RNA of Cryptococcus amylolentus CBS 6039, 1539 nucleotides long. RefSeq lists its product as hypothetical. The coding region runs from base 1 to 1395 and encodes 464 amino acids. The transcript has 9 exons. NCBI's taxonomy places the organism in Eukaryota, Fungi, Basidiomycota, Tremellomycetes, Tremellales, Cryptococcaceae. Gene Ontology annotation, molecular function: dynein heavy chain binding. The record is from RefSeq and is a predicted model, not a curated record. Gene Ontology annotation, biological process: microtubule cytoskeleton organization; microtubule-based movement. Gene Ontology annotation, cellular component: centrosome; cytoplasmic dynein complex.
AUGGCUGCGAUCGAUCUCGUCUAUCCGGCGCUGGAAGAGGACAAGCGCAAGCUGGCCGAACCAGCGCAACCACAAACCCAAGCUGCCGGAGCUGCCCAGUCCGGACAAGAGAGAAGGAGCAGGAAUGGUCUUGCCCUGGUAUAUGAAGUGAUUGAAGUUGUGGAGGAUGAGGAUUCGGCGCCGCCGCUCUCGGUAUUCUAUCCUCCUUCGUCGCAUCCGAAGCCUGCUCAGGCCCGUCCCCAGUGCUUUGCCCGCAAAUCCUCUCUCGGAUACUGCCCUCGUCAUAGUUCUGUUUUGGAUAAAACUACAGUCAAUGACCUAUUAACAUGGCUCUCAUGGGUAGAGACAUGGGCAUCCGAGGCAGGCGAGGGGGGUGAGGUAGAAGAGCUGCAUGAGAGACUGCAAUCACAACUGCAGCACUAUACCGAGCCGUCACCCGCCAUUGUUGGUAUGACCGCGUACGCUGGUGUCGGGCCUCUGUUACCACUUGGCUCUGCUCGGGAAUUCCUAUCGUUGUGGUUUGCGAAGACCGAUCGCAUGGAUUCUUCUGCCGAGGAUGUGGGAGUUAAAGGUGGAGGCUGGGAGAGAAAAGACAGAUCGAGCACAGCAGGCACUGAGAACUGUCUGUUUGGCCUACGGCAUCGCUCUGUUCUACACUGUCCCCCGCCAGCCUACGACAUACGCUUUCCUGAAGAGCUAUCUCCUUCACAGACUGCAUACCGUCCCGUCUCCACUGGUUCCGCCACCAGCCUCCCCAACGUAUCGGCACCCGCCAUCGUCGGCUCCACCAAAUUCCCAUUCAAGCACCGAGCCAACGUACUUGACAGAGUUGCUGUCAUGGUACCCAGCGGAUGGGAUAGUUGGGGCAAGAUCGAUGUUUUGAGAGAUGGUUCCGACACCGCACUGGUGGAGAAGGGUUGGAAAGUCCGCUUGAGCCAGAGUUCUUGCAGGCUCUUCUUCCCUCCUUCGCGUCUCACGUCUCCUCCCCCGCAAUCUCGCCAACCUUACAACCAAAAUUUCCUUUCCCGUCAACUCGAUCGCCUCAUGAAAAGACCCCAACCAGGACCCCAUCAAUCUUUUCGCCACGCCGCUUCCGCCACCUCAUCCUCCAACGUUCCCUUUGCUGCCAACCCCGGCGCGGGUGGGUUCAACAAUACCGCCGUGGGGCCAAUGGGCGGUGCUGCCGAGGAUUUCAGCUUGCCUGGUGUUGAGAAGGUUAUGCAGGAGAUGGAAGGUCAGAUUGGGGAGGGAGAUGAUGGGAAGGAGGGAGAGUUGAAAGACAAGUUUGCGAGGCUGGGGAGGAGGGAUGGGAAAGCUGCGUUGGGGACGCCGGCACCUGCUAUGCCUAACGAAGCGUUGCAGUCCCACGCCGAUCGUACUGAAACGUCUAGCUGACAGACUUGGCAUGUCCAGGGCUUGCUGGCGAACAGGGGCUGGACGGGGGGUAGUGCUGCUGGGACUCCUACGAAGGGAACUAGUGCUGAAGGGGCGGGGGAGGGCAAGUAGGCAGAUGUGCAGAGGUACAGACAUGUGGAGGGA